AUGCCUCUGCCCUUUGGCAUCAGGCAGAGUGUUGGCUUUACUGCAGUCGAAUUUAGCCGUUCAGCUUUUGCUGAAGUCCUCAAAGAAGAGACAGUCCUGGAAAAAUCAUCUGUACAGACAAUUGGUGAAGAACAAAUACAGAACCCUUAUACGGAGCUCCUUGUGUUGAAAGGCCAUCAAGAUAUAGUACGAUUUCUAGUGCAAAUAGAUGAUUGCAGGUUUGCGUCUGCAGGAGAUGAUGGAAUCAUAUUUCUGUGGAAUGCUCAGACCGGAGAAAAACUUUUUGAGCUUCAUGGACACACACACAAAAUUACAGCUAUAGCACCAUUUUCUUCAUCAGGUGCUUCUGAAGAAAAAAAGCAUUUUAUUUUAACAGCAUCAGCUGAUAAAACAGUUCUUGUUUGGGACUGCACUAGUGGUAGACAGAUUCAGAAAGUGUCAUGUUUCCAUUCUACUGUAAAGUGUUUGACAGUUCUUCAAAGACUGGAUGUAUGGUUGUCUGGAGGGAGUGAUCUCUGUGUUUGGAACCGAAAAUUAGAUCUCCUGUGUAAGACCAGUCAUCUUACUGAUGCAGGUAUCAGUGCUUUGGUUGAAUUGCCUAAAAAUUGUGUUGCGGCAGCUGUUGGCAAAGAGCUGAUAAUUUUUAGGUUGAUUCCUUCUAAUGAUGGGUCUGAAGGCUGGAAUGUCCUUGAAGUAAAACGCCUUGUAGACCAUCAGGAUAACAUUUUGUCAUUAGUCAGCAUCAAUGACUUGACUUUUGUGACAGGUUCUCAUGUGGGUGAGUUAAUAGUUUGGGAUGCACUUGACUGGACAAAGCAGGCAUCUGAGUGCAACUUCUGGGACUCCUCUGUACAGCCAGAAAUAAAGUUAUCCCAAAGCCCAAAUGAAACUUCAGUUCAACACUUGACAUCUGAUGAGGAGUGUGUGUUUGCUGCGAUUGGGAAAGGCAUACACGUAUAUAAUCUUCAAAUGAAGCGUGUGAUUGCCUGGCAGAGAACUGCUCACGACUCGUCUGUACUGCACAUUGAGAAGCUUCCGAACGGGCAGCUGAUCUCCUGUUCAGAAGAUGGCAGUGUGCGCAUUUGGGAGCUCCGAGAAAAGCAGCAGCUGCCAGCUGAACCGGUUCCAACCGGCUUUUUCAGCAUGUGGGGAUUUGGAAGGGCAAACAAGCAGCCAAACCAAGCUGCUAAGAAGAUACAGGAGAAUACACCUAUGUAUUUCUUGGAGCUGGUUGGUGAUUUGAUUGGUCAUUCAUCAGCUGUGCAGAUGUUCCUGUACUUUGGUGAACUGGGACUGGCUACGUGCUCUGCUGACCACCUCAUCAUUUUGUGGAAGGAUGGUGAACAAGAAUCUAGACUCCGCAGUCUAACACUAUUCCAAAAAUUGGCGCAAAAUGGUGAUUUGCAGCUCGCAUUUUAA
Molecule: messenger RNA, 1419 nt
Organism: Opisthocomus hoazin
Lineage: Eukaryota; Metazoa; Chordata; Aves; Opisthocomiformes; Opisthocomidae
Source: RefSeq, a predicted model, not a curated record